GAGCAACUGAGCACAAUGCAGACAAAGCUGGAUGAAGAGGAAAGCAAGAACAUAAAACUCCAGCAGCAUAUUAAUAAACUGGAACAUCAUUCUGCACAAAUCCAGGAGCUUCUUUCAUCUGAAAGGAAUGGCUGGAGUAAAGAGCGCCAGGAGCUCCUUGAACAGAUAAAACUGCUUGAAAAGCAACUUCAAGACAGUCAAAGCAAGGCUGAUAUAUUAAAAAGUGAAGUCUAUGAUUUACGCAUUGUCCUGCAGUCUGCAGACAAGGAGCUGUCUGCUGUAAAAUUGGAAUAUAGUGCUUUUAGGGAAAAGCAAGAGAAAGAAAUGAGUCAGCUUUCUGAUAGACAUAUGGAUGUGCAGUUCCAGCUGGACAGUGUCAGGCUAGAACAUGAAAAGAUUCUUGAAGAAAAAGCAAGCCUGCAGGAUGACUAUGACAAUUUACAGGAAGUAGCAAAGUUUGAGACAGAUCAACUGAAACAACAACUUGAGGACAGAAAACAAGAAGCAGAAGCAAUGAAAACUGAGCUUUGUAACCUCCUGAAACUCCUGAAAACAGAAAAAGAACAUAAUGAAAAACUAACAUUACAAUUGCAGGAAGACAAAGAAAACAAUUCGAAAGAGCUCUUGAAAGUGCUUGAGAAAGCACAGGUGAAGAAACCAUCCUCGGAAAUGGUGACACGAUGUGAGCCACAGGAAGCAAAACUGCAGAAAUUGGAACAGGAGUUGGCUGCUGCUGAAGAGCUUAUUGUUUCUUUGAAGAAGACAAAUGAUGCAGAUAAGGAAGUUGUAACUGACUUGAUGAGACAGAUCCAGGAGCUGAGGUCUUCAGUAAAUCAUAAAACUGAGUCCAUAGAUGGGCUGACAAGAGAGCUCAAGGAUAUAAAUUGCAAGUAUAAUCAUGUUCUGGCUGCAAAAGAAGAAAGCAAAGGAAUCAUAGAGGAUCAGGAAAAGAAGAUUGAAGAACUGAGGGAAGCCUUGGAGAGAAGACAAAUAGCUGAUAACAUUGAGAGAGACCUUCUGUGUGAAGAGUUGCAUCAUACGACUGAUCAGCUGAUAAGACUGACAGAGGCCUCUAAAAAACAUGAUUCAUUGCUUCAGUGUGCACAGGAAGACAUAAAAAAGAAAGAAGCUCUAAUCCAGGAACUCAGGGAACAGCUGGGCAAAAUGACAGAAGAACUGGAGAAGAGGAAGAAUGAAUAUGAACUAAAAAUGAAGCAAAUAGAUUGCUUUGUGGACGCAUCUUCUGUAACAUUUCCCCAGUGUCCAAAAACUCCCCCUAAUUUUGAUGUGAAUUUGGCAAAGCUCUUGGAAACUCAUGAGCAAGAAAUAGCGGAUCGGAGGGCUUCUGCAAUAAAUCUAGAGCACCUUGUACAUGAACUGAAUGAAGAACGAAGAGCUAAAAAUGAAGAAAUUCUAAGGCUAAAGGAACAAUUAAAGGAGCUGGAGGACUUGCGUCUGGAAAUGCAAAUAUUGGUGGAGAACAACAGGAAUUUACAGAGCCUUGUAGAAGCUCAGAAACUAAGCAAGAGCAGUGAUCAGAAACAUCCUGAUGUUCAGUACCUCAAAGAAAAAGAGGAGGAGAUUGCUGAAGAACGACUGGCCAAGAAUAAAGCAAUGGAGGAGAUGCUGAAAAUCAAAGCAGAAUUAGAAAAGACCAAAAAUACCCUCAAAAUCAAAGAGGAUAUUUGUCUUGAAAUUACUCUGGAGAUGGAACGAACAAGAGCUUUGGAGCUGAAAGCAUUUAAUGAAAAAGAAGAAAUAAGAUCAAAACUGGAGGAAACGUAUGAAGAGAGAGACAGAAUUGGAAAGGAAAUGGACUUGCUGAGGAAGCAAGUUGACUCUCUUGCAGAGGAGAAUGGGAAAUUACUCGGUCAUCAAAAUCUAAACCAGAAGAUUCAGUACCUUGUGAAACUGAAGAAAGAUCAUGCUAAACUUACGGAGGAGACAGAAAAACUACGCAUUGAAAAUGCUUUUUUGAAAGAAUCAAGAAGAUGUGACAUGUGUAGACAUUAUGAUCAGCUAUAA
Molecule: messenger RNA, 2025 nt
Organism: Pterocles gutturalis (yellow-throated sandgrouse)
Lineage: Eukaryota; Metazoa; Chordata; Aves; Pterocliformes; Pteroclidae
Product: kinesin-like protein KIF15
Exons: 18
Source: RefSeq, a predicted model, not a curated record